GGGGGCUCCACGCCUGAUGCGCCACCCGCCGCCCACGGAGCAGCGCUUCGUCUUCGGCCCCGAGUCAAUAGUCCCGCCGACGCAAGCUCUGCGACCGCCGGCUCCACCUCCGCAGCCGCGAUGUCUGGCGAAAACAGCUUUGCCCUUGGAAGACAAAUUCGCCGUGCAAAGAGGCAGACGAAUUUCACGAUAUUGGCAUCUGCAGGGCCCAACAGACUCAAUCAGUGUUGAGGCGUUCAUAAAUAUUGUUAAUAUGAAAAUAUUUGCUUUGUUUAUUUGGUCACGUUCAAUUUAUUAUUGAGUGACAAGAUUUAACAUUGCAUUGUGAGUGUUAUCAAUCGCGGCAACAUGCUUCUUUGCCGUAUUGUGGGGUAUCGACCCUUCCUUUAUGCCACAGUUAGGGAUGACCAACGAGAUGAACGCCAACGAAGCGUAACCAAUUGGAAUUCUGAAGAACCCAAAUUUGAAGAAACCACAUUGUUAAUGAACAGAAAUGAUGUAACCGAUGAAAUUUUACCCCAGUUGGUAAGAAGACAACAUAUUACUGUCGAUAAACAGAAGACUAUUCAACGUCGCAAAUUUGUUAGUCACGGUCAAGGCAACCAUCUCACACAAGAUGUACUAUUCUUCUCGCAAGAGGCGGAUGGAAGGGAAGAAAAAACCUACCCUAGGCGAGUACGUCAUCCAUCAAUGUUACCUCAACAAAUAAAAAUCUACGCAAAUACAAAAAAUGGCUUGUAAGUAUCCUGGAUUCUGUAUUGUUGAGAAUUCUUUACGCGCCAGGGAUUCUUUCACACGUACAUAUUAU
Molecule: messenger RNA, 808 nt
Organism: Gryllus bimaculatus (two-spotted cricket)
Lineage: Eukaryota; Metazoa; Arthropoda; Insecta; Orthoptera; Gryllidae
Source: the annotation of a GenBank genome assembly